Molecule: messenger RNA, 1196 nt
Organism: Parathielavia appendiculata
Lineage: Eukaryota; Fungi; Ascomycota; Sordariomycetes; Sordariales; Chaetomiaceae
Exons: 5
Coding region: 123-1196 (357 amino acids)
Source: RefSeq, a predicted model, not a curated record
CAAAGGGCUGCUCUACGUUUCUUUAGCCCCAGAUCGCAACCUCUCUGUCCAUCUCUUCAACUCUCGCCCACACUCGUUACAAAUGCUGUUGCCCUAUCAUCCCUAUUAUUUAGUCCAGAGUCAUGAUGGCCUCAAUCCUGUCUGCCAAAACCGGCAUCCUGGCAAAGGCCAUGCAGGAUCGGCUCGGUCAUGAUGGCCCCGGCGAAUGCAUCACAUCCAUCCGCUGCAACGGCAGGGAGUUCCAUAUUGGAAUGUCGCCCUUCUUCAUCUGCAAUUCGCCUGCUGUCGAGUCCCGUUAUCGCAAAUAUAUCGCCGCUGUCAGAGACGGGUGGGAAGGAUUCAACGCACAGGAAGGCGAGCAUCCGGAAGACCUGAUGGACUGCUUCCAUGCGUGGCUCAUCAUUGCCUUCGAGCCUGUCUUUCUGGACGUUGCUCCGGAUGUCCCGCCGUUCUCUGACCCCGCAAAGAUCGCAGCGGGGGAGGCCCACCCACUUCUUCCCGAGUACUUCUUCCCGGAAGAGUACCGCUGCCGGCUGGAGCAAUACGUCAAGUUCUUCUAUCCCCAUGAAGUCGAGGUCUCGUUUGAGAAGCCCGACUACGCCCUAUCCGAGAUGCCGACACGGGCGUUGGUCGAGCUGGACGAUUCAGGCUCCAAGACGCUUUGCUUCUUGAAGGCCUUCGCGCUAUUUGUACCCGACUCUUCAGUAAGGCUUGAAAGGGAGCUCGAAGCCCAUCCCCGGAUCCUCAAGUCUUCCUUGGCGCACGACGCGCGCAUUGUUCGUCUUUGCGCGGUCGUAUCGGUAGAAGAAGAUUGUCGAAUCCUGGGCCUGCUGCUCACGUACAUUGACCGCCGCCGCGAAAAUGACGGGCUCUUGCUCGAGGACCACCUGCUCCACACGCCCAUUCCGCUCCGACAGCGCUGGGCGAAACAGAUUCAAGAGACGGUCGAGCAACUCCAUGGCGCGGGUCUUGUCUGGGGCGAUGCCAAAGUGGAGAACGAACUGAUUGACAAGGACGAUGACGUUUGGCCGAUUGGCUUUGGCGGCGGCUAUACAGACGGAUGGGGGGUAGCCAAGGUUGUUGAACAUCUCUCCAACGAAGAGUACGAGCCGUACCCUGACUCUGAUGAUUCGGACGAGGAUGUUAUCGGCGUAUUCAGUGCGGUCUAUUUUAUCGUGACGGGGCACAGGAACUGA